AUGUCCGAAGGUAGUCGAAACGUCGAGUUCGAGAUACAGAUGACCGUACCGGUCACCACGAGACACUUGUACAAACUUCCUCCCGGACUGUCCAAUAACAGACCGUCAGGAUGGAUAGUUCAACAAGAAGUUGCUCGUAUGAUGGAUUCAUUGUUAGAUCCAUUUUCAUCAUUUGCGUCAUUUUCUAAACCCGUUCGGCGAACCAACCAAUCAUCAAAACGGUCACACAUCUACAGAUCCUCGUCACAACAAACGCAGACACAAAAUGUAGCAUCCAACACCAACCGCGCAAAUAAUGAUAAUCGGCCUAACGGUAAUCAUCAGCAGCAGCAACACAAACCAAACGGUCCGUCAGAGAAAUGGGCCGCUUCUCUAAGGAAGAGAGAUCCAGAGUUAUUGCCAGCUAUACGACCCACUAGAAGAGACAGGUGUUGUUCCCACCCCGGUGGGUAUAGAACAAAACCUGUCAUACCACCCCUUCACAAUCCCACGCCGUCGACGGCUCCUCGACCUUCUGACCAUAAGAAACAACUGCAGAAGACCAAAACCGUUGUUGGUUAUGAACCUCAUCUGGUAGACAUAAUCGAAAAAGACAUUUUGCAAAGGAACCCCAACGUCCAGUGGGAUCGGAUCGCAGGGCUUAAACACGCGAAAACUUUACUACAAGAAGCCAUGGUGCUACCUAUGCUGAUGCCGGAUUUCUUUAAGGGCAUCCGGAGACCGUGGAAGGGUGUCUUAAUGGUCGGUCCGCCCGGAACCGGAAAGACAAUGUUGGCAAAGGCUGUAGCAACAGAGUGCGGGACGACGUUUUUUAACGUUUCGUCAUCAACAAUGACGUCUAAAUACCGAGGAGAAUCGGAAAAAUUGGUCAGACUUUUGUUUGAAAUGGCAAAAAUACAUUCGCCGUCCACAAUUUUCAUUGACGAAGUAGAUUCGCUGUGUUCCUUGCGGGGUUCCGAAGGCGAACACGAAGCUUCUAGGAGGUUCAAAGCGGAACUCUUGAUUCACAUGGAUGGUUUGAACUCGUCCAGUGACGAAGAAAACAACCAAUCUAUUAUGGUCCUGGCGGCCACUAACCAUCCGUGGGAUAUCGAUGACGCUUUCAGAAGACGCUUCGAAAAGAGAAUUUAUUUGCCGUUACCAAAUGACGAGUCUCGGAUAACGUUGCUGAAACUGUGUUUGGAAGGCGUAAACUUAGACGACUCGUUCGAUUAUAGAUUUGUAGCCAAUAAACUAAGGGGCUACACAGGAUCGGACAUAGCUAACGUUUGCCGAGACGCAGCUAUGAUGGGCAUGAGACGCAAGAUUGUUGGACAGACCCCGGACCAGAUAAAAAACAUUAAACGUGCUGACAUCGACUUACCGGUAACGGUACAAGAUUUUAACGAAGCCGUUGAGAGGUGUAGGAAAACCGUCACCGGUCAAGACAUUGAAAAAUAUCAGUCGUGGAUAGACGAGUUUGGUUCAUUUUAA
Messenger RNA from Macrosiphum euphorbiae (potato aphid), 1473 nucleotides. NCBI's taxonomy places the organism in Eukaryota, Metazoa, Arthropoda, Insecta, Hemiptera, Aphididae. The record is from the annotation of a GenBank genome assembly.